UGGUUGGGCUGUUUGACGUAUCCUGGCUUUGACGAUGCGUGCCGCAUCUGCCGGGAUGGAGAGGAGUCCACCGAAACGGGUCUACUUAUCUCACCUUGUGGCUGUCGCGGCACAAUGGGUAAGGCGGCAUGGAUCAUCUCACGCGCCGCGCCUUGCCAUUCUCAUCACGUUAACGUUCCACUCCUCAUGUGUGCAGGGUUCGUCCACACAGGCUGCCUCGAGGCGUUCCGACAGCAAAAGCUGCAGACAACAGGCAAGACGAUGUGUGGUGAUCUGCAUGUGGUGUCUGAUGUGUUUGCUGGUCUGCAGGUGAGCGGCCGACCAGCUGUGAGAUCUGCAAGCGGUGAGGCACAUAGAAGAAGGAUGACCUGCUCAUCAACCUGCGCUGUUGUUUCGUGUCAGUGAGUACGACGAGUAUUGGCUGAGCGGUGCUCCACAGCAGAAGACAAGCCGAUGGGACGCCCUUUGCCAGACGGUGUGCCUGUGGGUGGUUCCAUUCGUGGCCCUGGGGGUCUUUGGCAACAUCGUCACGCUUAUUCCCACGCCAUUGGUGUUCCCCUUCGGCGGCUCAGCGUUGGUGUACUUGAUUUCCUAUCUGCUGGAGUGUCUGCUUGCCCUCCACCCACAGUGCCCCAGCGGCCGACAGCUGCACUGGGGCGUCCUUCUGCUGCUGGCAUUCUUCUUCGGGGCCAAUGGAUCGGCCUGGAGCAACCAUGAGUCCGCCCUCUUGUCUGUUUGCGGCCUUGUGGUGCUGCUACCAAUCAGCCUGAAGGCACAUGACCACUUCAGAAUGCACCGGCGGCUUCUCGCGAUACAUCGUGGCCAAGAGAUGCUGCAGCAGGCCGGGCGCCAGCAGCUGUGCGUGUUCUAUGGUUUCCUUCAGUCUUCCCACACUUUGGCGGUGGCGUGCUAUUUGUCGAGAGUGUUGGCGCUCAUAUCUGCGACCUUUGGCUGGAUCAGCUUGGCCUCGUCUCUCAUGGCAUUGAUGGCUGUGUGGCGGCAUCGGUCGUCCAUCGAACGGCACUUGGUGACCUACUUUUUGCCAGGUGAAGGGACACUAGGCUCCUCGCACAGAUCAACUGGCCGUUAUGUGUCUUCUCUCUGUCGGUCUAUGCAGCACACUACCAGUGCGCCGCCUGCAGGGCGUAAGCAGCAAAAGACCACACACAAAUUGAUAGGUAUCAGGCACUCACCUUUGUUGUGUGAUCAGCAAGCCGCCACAGGACCGCCUUUGUGCGAGGGACCCCCACUGGACGUGUUUCAGAGAUUCUCUAUGCACAGCGGCCUUAUGUUGCCUCACCUUCGUCAUCACCUCACUCCCAAUAUAUGUGAUGGUCGCCCCCGAGGCUCGGUCCUUCCCGUGGCUGGAGCUCUUCUGGCCGCUGCUGUGGCAAUGCGCCAAGCUGAUUAUCUGCGGCUCGACAUUCAUGUUCGGAGAUUUUCUGCUUGGUCGUGUUAGUGGGGGUCGAAUUCCAGAGUGGAUUCUGGUACUUCUAUUGACGCCAAUCGGCAUGUGGGUCGGCAUGACCUGCUCGGGGCUGAGGAUGGGCACGUUUGUGGCCGGUCUGACCGCCGCACGGCUCCCGGCCCUGUGUGCCGCCUUCGUUGCUGACGAUCUCGUCCUCCACGUCACUGACCCCCGCCGGGCGUGGAAACGAGCAACACAUCUGACUGAAGUCGCCUUCCAAGAAGCGAAGGCCGGAACAGCAGCAGUGGGCCUGCUGGGUGCCCUCUGUCUCACGUGUUGCCUCCUGGUAACAUAUGGUGGCCUGGUCUUCACGAUACGCGUCGCUGGUGCGGCGUGCCUGGCGAGCAUUGUGUCGGUUUGUGUUUAUGGGAUCGGCAUGUGUGUGAAGAUGUUGGUCGUGGAUGCCUAGUAUGUGAUGUGUGCAAGCCCGCAUAAGCCACUGCCGUCGACCCAAGACACUCAAGAGACAGACCUGG
This is a messenger RNA of Vitrella brassicaformis, 1944 nucleotides long. Lineage: Eukaryota; Vitrellaceae. The record is from the annotation of a GenBank genome assembly.